This is a messenger RNA of Microcebus murinus (gray mouse lemur), 4182 nucleotides long. The record is from RefSeq and is a predicted model, not a curated record. NCBI's taxonomy places the organism in Eukaryota, Metazoa, Chordata, Mammalia, Primates, Cheirogaleidae.
GCGCCGAGUCGGCGCGCUGACGUGCGACGUUCCAGGUACUUUCCCCACGGCCCGCCGGGCUAGGCGUGGGGGCGGGGCGGGGCGCAGAGCGCGCAUGCGCCGCAGGCCAGCGCGCUCCCCGGAUCGUGCGGGGCCUGAGCCUCUCCGCCGGCGCAGGCUCGGCUCGCGCCAGCUGGCUUCCGUCGCCAUGCCCACCACCAUCGAGCGGGAGUUCGAGGAGUUGGACGCUCAGUGUCGCUGGCAGCCGCUGUACUUGGAAAUUCGAAAUGAGUCCCAUGACUAUCCUCAUAGAGUGGCCAAGUUUCCAGAAAACAGAAAUCGAAACAGAUACAGAGAUGUAAGCCCAUAUGAUCACAGUCGUGUUAAACUGCAAAAUACGGAAAAUGAUUAUAUUAAUGCCAGCUUAGUUGACAUAGAAGUGGCACAAAGGAGUUACGUCUUAACACAGGGUCCACUUCCUAAUACAUGCUGCCACUUCUGGCUCAUGGUUUGGCAGCAAAAGACCAAAGCAGUUGUCAUGCUAAACCGCAUUGUGGAGAAAGAAUCGGUUAAAUGUGCACAGUACUGGCCAACAGAUGACCGAGAGAUGCUGUUUAAAGAAACAGGAUUCAGUGUGAAGCUGUUGUCAGAAGAUGUGAAGUCAUAUUACACAGUACAUCUACUACAAUUAGAAAAUAUCAAUAGUGGUGAAACCAGAACAAUAUCUCACUUUCAUUAUACUACCUGGCCAGAUUUCGGAGUCCCCGAAUCACCAGCUUCAUUUCUCAAUUUCUUGUUUAAAGUGAGAGAAUCUGGCUCGUUGAACCCUGACCAUGGGCCUGCAGUGAUCCACUGUAGUGCAGGCAUUGGGCGCUCUGGCACCUUCUCUCUGGUAGAUACCUGUCUUGUUCUGGUGGAAAAAGGAGAAGAUAUUAACAUUAAGCAGGUGUUAUUGAGUAUGAGAAAAUAUCGAAUGGGACUUAUACAGACCCCAGAUCAACUUAGAUUCUCCUAUAUGGCUAUAAUAGAAGGAGCAAAGUAUAUAAAGGGAGAUUCUAAUAUACAGAAACGGUGGAAAGAACUAUCUAAGGAAGAUUUAUCUCCUGCUUUUGAUCAUUUACCAAACAAAAUAAUGACUGAAAAAUACAAUGGAAACAGAAUAGGUCUAGAAGAAGAAAAACUAACAGGUGACCGAUGCACAGGACUUUCCUCUAAAAUGCAAGAUACUAUGGAAGAGAACAGUGAGAGUGUUCUACGGAAACGUAUUCGAGAGGACAGAAAAGCUACCACAGCUCAGAAGGUGCAGCAGAUGAAACAGAGGCUAAAUGAGACUGAACGAAAAAGAAAAAGCAUCAAUUCAAAGUGAUGAUGGCUACCAAUUAUUGAUCGUUUAAUAUAUGCCAGGCACUGUGCCAAGCACGUUUUACAUACUAUCUAUUUAAUCCUCACCACAAGCGUAUGAGGUAGGUGGUGUUACUAUUCAGCCAUAAUCAGCCUGAGACAUGGCAUUUCUACAUCCUUUUAUGGUGCUAUCAUUGAAGGGUCUCAGAUGAACAGCAUAUUUUAGAAUUAGAUAAUUCUCAAAGAAAGACUGCAAUUCAUUUCCUACUUAGAAAAAUAUCACUGACCAGAUUCUAUAUCUAGUCACAGCCCAGAACCUGAUGGUAUUAAACGUGUUUUUAUUGACCACUGUAUUUCAUAGUGAGUACCUACAUUUCCUGCCUGCCUGGUGGUUGUACAGAUUUAAAAAUCUCGUCUGCCUUCAUCUUUACUUUUCAAAUCUUUUAAGAGAUUUUUAAAAAAUGUAGUCUAUUAUAAGCCAAGUGUCAUUAGGUAUGUAGUCCAUUUAUUUCCAUGUUCAGGCAGGAGUUCAAGUCUUCUAUAAAAUCGGUUUAUUUUUUCUUCUAGUAGAUCUGUACAUGGGUUCUCAGUGAAUAUCGAGAAUGUAGCCAGGGCACAGCUGUACACAGUCUGUUGUACACUUGGCGGCGGUGGGUGUUUCUGAAGUCAUCCUUUGCUUGCUGUACUUGACUCAAAUAUCCACAGUUUGGAACUAAGUACGUAACAGAAAUGUCCGUCCUGCCUUCUCAUUUAUACAUCAAUAGCUAAUAAAGUCUCUUUCUCUUAAGAAGCCCUUAUGUGGCUUUGACUUAUUAGGAUGAUAAGGGCAUAGAAUCUUAUAAAUAAGAUUUUGAAAAAUAAAAAUGUAAUAUUUUUCCAUGUAGUAAAAUUGUCUUCUCAUGACUUAAAAUACAGGUCUUGAAAAUACAGGUGUUGGUCUUGGUUAUUACCUGGACGAUUUACUCUGGAGUUGACCUAUUUCAUUCAUCUUUUUUUCCAAUUUGUUUGGAUUUGAUUCCAUUUUUUCCUUCUACCUACUUUCAAAGCAAUAUUUAUGGGGCAGCAUCACCAAGAGCCCCUAUAACAGUGUAUAUACUGGAAAUUACAGCUAUUUUUGUUCCAUUGAAUAUACGUAUAAAUGGUAACAUGCCUUGCUAGAAAGAAACUCAGGUUGUGUAAACUCCUCAGUCCCUGCCCUACCAAGGAAUCUCCAGUUUAAAUACUAUGCACUUAUUGGCUGUAUUCGGUGCCUGAUUCUAACACACAUUUUGCUUUUCAUCCAGAUUCAGGAAUUUAAGUUUUUUCUCUCUUCUUUGGGUAGUGUUCUUAAAGUAAAAACUUCUAGGAAAAUGGUAUGAGUUUGGUUCUCUUAUCUUUCCCUCAGCAGCAGGAAUUUUCUGAAUAUUUGGGACAUUCAGAUUGCUCCGGUAACAGCAUUGAGCAGUUCUUCACAAGUGCUUCCUCUCAGCACUCUUCUGGGACACCGUUCUCUUCCCUGGCUGCUGUAUUCUAGAAAGGCUCAUUGUCCUGUGGGGAGUACUUUUCUUCACUGUCAUUUGAACCUUAUCUCCUCUUGUAUGCUAUUUACCUCAGCACAGAGCCAUUACCAAGUGUAAGCAGUGACUGGUCUGAGAGGCUGACAUUUUAUGAGUAACAUUCUAACAAUGAAAACAUUUGAAAGAGCCCUAACCAUUUCUGAGCAAUCUCUUGAGAGAAAGAAAAGUUAAACCUUUUGAACUGCUUACAUUUUGUUUAAUUUAGAGUAGAAUAUGGGGAUUAUACAAUUUAAUGAGGAUAUUACUUAGAGUCUGAUACUGUCUGGUUUUACCUUAUAUAGUAUGUUUUGAGGAGCUACAAGGAGAAUUGCAUGGGAAUUUUUUUUUUCUUUCUAGACACCAUUUUUUAAGAAGCAUCAAAUUAUUGUUGCUCUAAUUUGGCAUAUAUUUUUCAGAUACAUGAUGCUGUUGAUAUUUCAAAUUACUACUAUUUAAAAAACUCUACUUUGAGUUUAGUGAAUUCAGGAUGUGAAAUUUACCUAGGUGGUAAAUCAUCUUUAAGGCAGUGCUGUGCUUACCACGGAAAAGUCUGUGAUGAACCUUGAUUCAUUUCAGUAGAAUCAUAGUGUGCAUACCUGGUGGCAAAAACUACUUUUGGUGCAGUUUGACUUUGUAUCACCUCAGGCAUGGGGCUAACUUGGGAAGAGCAUGCCCUGUACUGUACCUAGCCUGUGCACCACACCAGCAUGGAGCAGUCUGCGAGGGCCACCUUCUGCAAAGGAAGUACCCAGUUACUGGGUUCAGCUCUUUACAUUUGAUUUGUUUGGACCCAUUUUACUAUUUUGCCUUAUUAAAUAAAAAUAGCAAAAAUUGAUUCAAGUCAAUAUAUUAGCAUUUUCUAAAAUGAAGCCCAUUUGUCUUUUUAGUCUUGCAAAUAAAAGUCUUUUUUUUUUUUUUUUUUAAAUAGAGACAAGAUCUUGCUCUGUUGCCCAGCCUUGAGUACACAGUGAUGUGAUCAUAGCUCCUGGCCGCUUUGAACUCCUCAGCUUAAGCUAUUAUAGGCAUGAGCCCCUGCACCUGGCCUAAAAUAGUCUUUUAAAACAGCUAACCAAUGAUUUAAUCUUAUUCUCCUCCCCCCCCCCAGCCAAAUUAUAUUUACAUAAAGGAACAAUGAGUGAAUUUUUUAAAACACUGAUUUUUAGUAGAUAUAAAUGAUAGUUCGUCCUUAGUAAAUAGGUCUUUAACAGACUACAGGGGACAACAGUAUGUUGAACAGCUACAAUUCUGCCAACUGGUUUAACUACAUAAUCUAACCCGCAUAACGCUUAUUCUAGGUGUAGAUAGCAUUAGCCCUAUUUUCACAUAA